Messenger RNA from Racocetra persica, 394 nucleotides. NCBI's taxonomy places the organism in Eukaryota, Fungi, Glomeromycota, Glomeromycetes, Diversisporales, Gigasporaceae. The record is from the annotation of a GenBank genome assembly.
UGAUAAUUAUCAGGUUAUUGGUUCGAUAGUUUCAAAUAAUUCAAAGAGAUCAGAUUUAAAUUUAAGGUUUCAAAUGCUGACAGUUUCAGGAUUUUCGGUUAUAAUUGAGGAUAUUGAUAACAAAGAGACAUCAAAGGAAACAACCGAAAAUGAUUUAACGAUCUAUUGGCUAUUGAUCGGAAAACCACUUUAUGUCAAAUAUUUUAGCAAAAAAACCAGAGGUACACGAAUUUUAACCGGCACAAUCGGCAUUACACUUUCAUGUAAACAAAAAAUUUAUGAGAUUGAUAUUAAGAAAGAAAUGGAAAAAGUAGGAUUGCUAUCAUUAUCACCGGAUUACAUGGUUGCAGCCUCAUUUAAAUUUCUUUCACCAAAUUUUAAUCCUAAAUUUCAA